GACUCCUGCACCCGUCUGCUGUUCCUUGGUCACCGGUAUGUUCGCUGCGGCGACUAAGAACUUUGUGAAGCAGGUGGGAGACACAGGUCGGUUGAUCCCUGUACCGAGCCUGAGUGAGGCUGACCGCUACCAACCCCUCAGCCUGGUCACCAGGAAGAGGAAGAGACACUUCUGGAAGAAAACCAAGUACGCCUCAACCCCCUUCUCCCUGAAAGACAUCCUGGUGGGGGAGAAGGAGAUCACAGCAGGGGUGUCGUCAUACCAGCUCCUGAACUAUGAGGACAAGUCUGACGUGGCCCUGAACGGCAGAUUAGGGAACCACCUGAUGAACGACGUGGGGUUCAACAUCAGUGGUUCAGACUCUGUGGCUGUCAAAGCCUCCUUUGGGAUCGUCACCAAACACGAGGUAGAGGUCCCAACUCUGCUCAGGGAACUCAACUCCAGGAAAGUGGAUCUGGAUCACUGUCUGAUUCGUCAGUCCAAAGAAAGUGGGCGGAGUGUUCUCUGUAUUGUCAUGGAGAGCAUCCGUACGACGCGUCAGUGUUCUCUCACUGUCCACGCUGGCAUGAGACGGACGACUAUGAGGUUUCAGAUUGAUGAUGGUCAAAACCCCAAAGGUCGAGACAAGGCCAUAGUGAUCCCAGCUCACACCACCAUCGCAUUCAGCAUCUUUGAACUGUUUGUUCGAUUGGAUGGACGACUUGACGACAGGACGUUUGAGGAGCUCACCCACACCCACUCAGACACCUACAUGGACGACGUAGUGACAGACUACUAUGAAAAGGCAGCCAGCAUGACGGACGUCUCCUCCACCUACCUGAGAGGGGACUCCCACUCCCGUGUCAACCUCCUCAACCACAACAUCCCCAAGGGCCCCUGUGCCCUGUGUGGCCGGGGCCAGACACCGAGGGAGACGGUAUACGGCUGUCUGGAGUGCUCCUCCGGCGGGCACAAGUACGUCAGGCUACACGUGGUGCCUUGUUUCGACCUGUGGCACAAGACGCUCAGCUGAAGAGAUGGACUCAGGAAGAGAGAGGGAGGGAGAGAGAGGGGUCAUCCCUGAUUAGGCAUAUAGUACCUACCUAAUAGCCCUGUGCCAUACUGACAGUCAGAAAACUGGAGCUGGCCAAUGUCUGUAGUACUGUAUCUUAUUUAGAGCUGCCCUCCACUCCCCCUCAAUGGAUCCUCCCAAGUGACUCCCUCCGUUAGUCUACAUUAGUCUCUACUCUAUUCCAUCUCUAUUCCAACUAUUUCAUCUACACUUGACCUUGUUUUGGCCUCAUUCUGCUGGUUUCAAAGUGUGUCAUCAGGUCUUUUGGGUCAUCACCUGACGUUCAGUGUUUGUAGUGGGGUGUUUUGACCUCAUCAGGUCAGUGGGACAUUGUAAUGGUGAAAAGAGAGUGAAGAGGCUGUAAAUCUACAUUCAUAUUGCCAUGGUUACGUGACAUGGAUUCUCCUUUGUUGUUAUGUUUUUGUGACAUUUCGUUUUCUAUGGCUGGAUUAUUUAUUUUUAAAUAAAGAUU
Oncorhynchus kisutch (coho salmon) is the source of this 1523-nucleotide messenger RNA. RefSeq names its product pejvakin-like. The coding region runs from base 38 to 1012 and encodes 324 amino acids. Gene Ontology annotation, biological process: programmed cell death. Gene Ontology annotation, cellular component: cytoplasm. NCBI's taxonomy places the organism in Eukaryota, Metazoa, Chordata, Actinopteri, Salmoniformes, Salmonidae. The transcript has 5 exons. The record is from RefSeq and is a predicted model, not a curated record.